Molecule: messenger RNA, 411 nt
Organism: Gongylonema pulchrum
Lineage: Eukaryota; Metazoa; Nematoda; Chromadorea; Rhabditida; Gongylonematidae
Source: the annotation of a GenBank genome assembly
AUGGGAGAAAUAUAUGUUACGCUCGUAGGCAAGCAGCCUGAGUGCUUCGCUGCUUUGCAUGCAAACACGGACGGGGCAGCGCGUAUGGGCAGAACCAGCGGCGAGGGGAGAUGUCACACAGUCUCCUGCCGGCCGGUCGGGCGGCCAUGCAUCGUUGUGCGUGUUAAACUGGGCUCGCAGCAAAUUCUGAGGGCGCUCCGUUUUGAGGACGAAGAAGUGCUCGAUAUCUCUCCAAAGGUGCGACAAGUUGAAUUGACUUUCGCGCAGUUCAAAGAAGCGGUUCUUUCUGCUCCGGAUCUGGAGAAAAACGAGGACUAUCAGCGUGUUAAAUUGCUUGAUUUGCGUCGACAGUUCGGGUUAAAGAACAAUUUGAUCAGUUUGUACCGUGAUGGAAAACGCUUCUUCCACUGA